This is a messenger RNA of Nicrophorus vespilloides, 521 nucleotides long. Its product is annotated as putative succinate dehydrogenase [ubiquinone] cytochrome b small subunit, mitochondrial. Lineage: Eukaryota; Metazoa; Arthropoda; Insecta; Coleoptera; Silphidae. The coding region runs from base 32 to 502 and encodes 156 amino acids. Gene Ontology annotation, biological process: mitochondrial electron transport, succinate to ubiquinone; tricarboxylic acid cycle. Gene Ontology annotation, cellular component: membrane; mitochondrial envelope. The transcript is spliced from 3 exons. Gene Ontology annotation, molecular function: heme binding; ubiquinone binding. The record is from RefSeq and is a predicted model, not a curated record.
UAUUAUUUCGUAUUGUGUCAAUAAAGUGGAGAUGGCUUUUCAUAGAUUUGCAGGAGCAUUAGCCAAGAAGGCCUUCAAAGUUUCUUUUGCUAAUACACUUUUGCCUAAACUUGAUCAACGCUUUACUAGACAUGAUGUGAGAUGUGCUCAUACUCAAGUGAAGAAACUCGCACCAGAUGAUCAUAGACUUAUUUGGAAACUUCAGAGACUAUGUUCAAUAUGUUUGAUUAUUGCAUUGCCAAUAGACGUGAUGUACCCCUGCUUGCUUUUCGACAAUUUGUUUGUUUUGUUGAUGGCUUUGCAUUCGUUUUGGGGAGUCAACGAUACAAUCGCCGAUUAUUGUAGGCCUAUACUUUUUGGACCGUACUUUCGCAAAGCAUGGCAUGCGAUUUGGUACAUCACCUGGACGGUAGGCUUCAGCGGUCUACUUUAUCUGAAUUUCAUGGAUAUAGGAUUUGGUAGGGCGCUUUAUAAAAUUUGGAGACUGGAGCCAAAGGAUUGACCAUCGAUUUAUUCGUGUA